This is a messenger RNA of Polistes canadensis, 1795 nucleotides long. RefSeq names its product G2/mitotic-specific cyclin-B. Gene Ontology annotation, biological process: regulation of cyclin-dependent protein serine/threonine kinase activity; mitotic cell cycle phase transition. Bases 123 to 1409 code for a protein of 428 amino acids. NCBI's taxonomy places the organism in Eukaryota, Metazoa, Arthropoda, Insecta, Hymenoptera, Vespidae. The transcript is spliced from 5 exons. Gene Ontology annotation, molecular function: cyclin-dependent protein serine/threonine kinase regulator activity. Gene Ontology annotation, cellular component: nucleus; cytoplasm; cyclin-dependent protein kinase holoenzyme complex. The record is from RefSeq and is a predicted model, not a curated record.
CGCUGAGAUCGUUAUUAAACGAGAAGUGAACGUUGUUUGGCAAGCAUCUAAAAGAAAAAGAAUUAUUCUACGAGAAUUAUAUUUUUUAUAUUAAUAAAGAUUAUAUUUUAUCCGAGUUGACGAUGGCGCUAAGAAAUCGACAAGUGCUUAUGAAUGUUAAUAAAGAAAAUGUUGCAAAUUCAAAAUCAUCUAUUGCUACAAAGACAAUAACAACUAAGAGACCUGUAUUUGGAGAUUUAGGAAAUAAAGUAAAUACACAGAGAGGUGUUGAACCAAUUGGUAGAAGUAGUUUGUUAAAGGAAAAGAAACAAAUCAUCUCUAAAAAAUAUGAUACUAAGCAAGUUGGUAAAACUUUAGAAAAAAUUAAUGAAAAGCCAGUUACAAAAUUACAAGAAAAACCUGCAAAAAUACAAGAGAAAUCACAAAUGCAAAUAACUAAACCUUCAAUCCAAAAUGAAGCCCCCAUAGAAAUUAAUCAAUUAUCAUUAGCUCCUACCAUAUGCAUCAAGAAAGAAAAAGAAUCAUUUUCGUCUGAUCUUAUAACCAUUGAAAAUAUAGAUGAAACUGAUAAAGAAAAUCCAAUUUUAGUUUCUGCCUAUUGUAAUGAUAUAUAUGAAUAUUUAAGAAGUUUAGAACAAAAGUUUCCUAUUAAAAAGGAAUAUUUAACUGGUCAAGAAGUAACACCCAAAAUGAGAAGUGUUCUUGUAGAUUGGCUCGUUGAAGUACAUCAACAAUUUCAUCUUAUGCAAGAAACUUUAUAUCUUACUGUAUCUAUUAUCGAUAGAUUUUUACAGUCAUAUCAGACGAUAGAUAGAAAAAGAUUACAACUAGUUGGUGUAACAGCCAUGUUUAUAGCUAGUAAAUAUGAAGAAAUGUAUUCACCAGAUGUUACUGAUUUUGUAUAUAUAACAGACAAUGCGUAUACAAAAUCUGAAAUCUUAAAAAUGGAACUGGUCAUUAUAAAAACUCUUGAUUUUUCAUUUGGACGACCACUACCACUUCAUUUUUUAAGAAGAUAUAGUAAAGCUGGAAAGGCACUUCCUCUACAUCAUACCAUGGCUAAAUAUUUUUUGGAGCAGUGUUUAGUACAUUAUGAAAUGUGCCAUUAUUCGCCAAGUUUGAUAGCAGCAGCCGCCAUAUAUUUAGCGUUUAUAAUUUUUGAUAGCAACGAUGAAAGUGAAAAUAAGAACAUUUGGACGAACACUUUAGAAUAUUAUAGCACUUAUACUAAAGAGGAUAUAUUACCAGUUGUAAGGAAUAUUGCUGUGAUUAUAAAUGAAGCAGACAAAAGCAAAUACCAAGCUGUUAGGAAGAAAUACGUAAAUGCCAAAUAUAUGAAAAUUAGUGUUCGUCCAGAACUUAAAUCACCAAUUAUAGUUGCCCUGGCACUAGAAGACAGGCAAACUUAAUUCUUUCAUAAUAAUCAAUUCUUUUAUUUUAUAAAAUAAUGUGAUCAUUGUCAUCAACAACACAACACCAACAACAAAACGAAAAUGUAAGAAAAAAUUCUUCGUCAUUAUUCAAUGCCAUAAAACAUAUUAAUUAUGAUAUUCCAGUUAGUGUUAUAAUUAUACAAAGGACCGUAUCACCUUAAAUGUAGACUAAAUUAUAGAUAGUGUCUAUCGUGUGUCUAUUAGACAUUUGACACAAAUAUUGUUUAUAAAAGCUUGCAGCCUCGUUUACACAAAGGUGUGUUAUGUACGUUUAGAGGAAUUAUAUACCAUAAUUUUUUAGAAUAAAUAUAGAAUAGCAUGAGAAUGUAGUGAGAAGAAUAUAUUUUGGACUGUUAUAGUAA